GGAGAGGGAAUGACGUAGCUAGAGAUGACACUAUCAAUAUGAUGACAAAAACCUGAUAAAAUUCCUUCAAUAUCAAUGGAAAGAACUGAAACUAUAUAUGGUGAUUCUUGUACAUUGAGCGAUUAUUAUAUACAGAUAAUUGAUGCCCUUAAGGAACUUGUAACUUCUUCAUUUUUAUUUUUUGUAUUCUGGUUUGUUCUACUCAUCUUCCACCCUUCCUCUCCUUUCGUUUCUCUAUAUAAAGCAAUCACUAGUUCCUAAUUAUUUCCCAUCUUGUGUUGAGUUCUAGUCUAGCAAAUCAACGAAAAUGAAGAAACUCUUAUUUGUUGCUCUUUAUUUAGCUUUGGUUUUAGGAUUCACCGAGAGUUUUGAUUUCCAUGAAAAGGAUUUAGAAUCCGAGGAAAGUUUGUGGGAUUUGUAUGAGAAGUGGAGGAGCCACCACACUGUUUCUACGAGUCUUGAUGAGAAACGCAAGCGUUUCAAUGUGUUCAGGGCUAAUGUCUUGCAUGUUCAUAAUACUAACAAGAUGGAUAAGCCUUAUAAGUUGAAGUUGAAUAAGUUUGCAGACAUGACAAACCAUGAAUUCAGGACCGCUUAUGCUAGCUCUAAAGUUAAGCAUCAUACUAUGUUUCGGGGAGCACCGCUGGGAAAUGGAAGCUUCAUGUAUGGGAACAUAGACAAAGUACCAGCCUCUAUUGAUUGGAGGAAGAAAGGCGCCGUCACUCCUGUUAAGGACCAGGGCAAAUGCGGAAGUUGCUGGGCAUUUUCGACAAUUGUAGCUGUUGAAGGUAUUAACUUUAUUAAGACAAAUAAGUUGAUAUCUUUGUCUGAGCAGGAGUUGGUGGACUGUAACACUGGGGAAAACCAUGGAUGUAAUGGAGGGCUAAUGGAUUAUGCUUUUGAGUUCAUUACGAAACAGAAAGGCAUAACAACAGAAGCUAAUUAUCCUUACCGUGCUCAAGAUGGACACUGUGAUGCUAACAAGGCAAACCAGCCAGCAGUGUCUAUUGAUGGACAUGAGGAUGUGCUUCAUAAUAAUGAGAAUGCAUUACUAAAAGCUGUUGCAAACCAACCCGUAUCUGUAGCCAUAGACGCUGGAGGUUCAGAUUUCCAGUUCUACUCAGAGGGUGUAUUUACUGGAGAGUGUGGAAAAGAGCUGGAUCAUGGAGUUGCAAUUGUAGGCUAUGGAACAACAGUUGAUGGCACCAAGUACUGGAUUGUGAGGAAUUCCUGGGGACCUGAAUGGGGAGAGAGAGGCUACAUCAGGAUGCAGCGUGGCAUCUCUGACAGAAGGGGACUCUGUGGUAUCGCAAUGGAGGCUUCUUAUCCCAUCAAGAAAUCCUCAACUAAUCCUAUAGGACCCGCAGAUUCUCCCAAGGACGAACUCUAAACUACACAUAUACCAUUGACUUCAGUUUGCUGUCAUUUCAUGUUGCUUUUACUGUAUCAAAGUUUGAAACUUUCAGGUCUCUUGAACAAAUACAAACUUUUGUUAACGAUGUACCUGCUUCAAAUCCAUUUACUGGUCAGGGAUUAAUAAAUAUUUCCAAAA
Populus trichocarpa (black cottonwood) is the source of this 1552-nucleotide messenger RNA. RefSeq names its product vignain. Gene Ontology annotation, molecular function: cysteine-type endopeptidase activity. Gene Ontology annotation, cellular component: lysosome. The record is from RefSeq and is a predicted model, not a curated record. The coding region runs from base 308 to 1390 and encodes 360 amino acids. The transcript is spliced from 4 exons. Lineage: Eukaryota; Viridiplantae; Streptophyta; Magnoliopsida; Malpighiales; Salicaceae.